Molecule: messenger RNA, 2581 nt
Organism: Syngnathus acus (greater pipefish)
Lineage: Eukaryota; Metazoa; Chordata; Actinopteri; Syngnathiformes; Syngnathidae
Gene: samsn1a
Product: SAM domain, SH3 domain and nuclear localisation signals 1a
Exons: 15
Coding region: 77-2044 (655 amino acids)
Molecular function (GO): protein binding
Source: RefSeq, a predicted model, not a curated record
AGGCUGGACUCAUACCCAGUUGGGUUGUUGUGAUUCCGACACUCAAACCGCUGCUUCACUGCCACCAGGACACAACAUGAACUUGUUUUGCUUCUCAUUGGAGGGUUCAAUGGACAGCCUGUAUGAGGCUGCGCAGACCUCCGGAGACAGCCCGGCCCAACCCAUCCCGAGCCGCUCCUCCAGCCGCUCGUGCAGCCCGGCCCUCCUGCUGGACGACGACGUGAGGUGGAGGGCUUCUGGAAGGUCUAUUUCUAUGGAAAUGACAAUGAGACCAGGCACCAACGCUCACAAAAAGAAAAAAAGAACACAAGUAUCCAAAUCUGCAUCAGACAAUGAAGCGCUGGCAGAUAACACCGCUGGUAAUGCGGCAUUUUGGAAGACUGCUAAGAGCCCAGAAGAUUUAGACCACAUCACCAAUCAUCACAACGAAGGGAUGAAGAAGACAAAGCACAGAGGAGACAACAAAGGAGGAAAAUCAGCUCAUCAAUCCGGUCCCAAAAAAAAGGACAAAAAUUCUGCAAGUCAGAACAUCAAAACCAAAGGAGCUGCAACAACAGCAAAAAGGAAUGACAAAUCUGGAAAGAAACCGAUUGGAAAGAAUGGGAAAGAGGGGGCCAAGAAAAGUCACAAUUCCACAGUGUACCCACCCGCAGGAGCCACAAGCCCCUCAAUGGCCCCACAACUCCUCGACGUGCCCUACAGGUCUGACAGGUGGCUCAACGUGGGCAAGUCCUCCACCCUUCCAACGCAGGAACACGCAACUCCGGGCCGCUGUACCGAUAUGAUGAGCCUGCCUGGUGGUGCGACACCUUCUCGGUACCACAACCAGCGCUGGAGCAACCCAUCCGACAACAUUCCCAUCUGGGGCACCGUCCAACACAACUGCCGCAGGCCGUUCACGGAGUAUUUGUACACGGGGUCAUCAUACUCCAAUGACUUCAGCCUCGCUCACGAGAAGAAGAUGCAACAGCAGAACUGCGGUCCCUCGAUUCUCCCAAAGGUGACGCGCUCCACUACUGACUUGGAUCUGUCAGAAGGCAACCGCUCCACAAGUUUUGGGAGGUUUGAAGGUCGCAGACAGAAUCACUCCCCGGCCAAAGUUGAGGAGAAUGGAACAGAUAUGCUCCCUGAAGAAAGUGAGCGCUUGGAUCCAAACAAGUCAGCUGGGAUUGGGAAGAAAAUGAAGGCCAUUUCACUGACCAUGCGCAGAAAAAUGGGAAAAAAACAUGCCAAGUCCUUCUCUGAAGAGAUGGGUGACGACACAGAGACAGAGACAACACCUGCAACAGAAAACCCCCCCACAAGGGCCAGCAACUCAUUAGAGAGUCUUUACAGCGCCCAAAGUUCCUCAAGUGGUGUAACCAGUGAGUCCAAUGGUUCUGGUCAAAGGGAGAGUCUGAGGUUGCAGGAGGACGGUUCCUAUCAGGGUCAGUUCUGUGGCAGAGCCCGCGUCCAUACAGAUUUUGUCCCCAGCCCGUAUGACACAGAUUCUCUCAAACUUAAGGCCGGUGAUAUUAUUAGCAUCAUCAGUAAGCCUCCAAUGGGCAUCUGGACAGGCAUGCUCAACAACAGGGUGGGAAACUUUAAGUUCAUCUAUGUGGACGUUUUGGUGGAGGAGGAGAAAAAAGAAAAAGAAAGAGAUGACGGGGACGACGAAGCUCCCAACAUACGACAACAAAAACUGUGCAAAAGGCCUCGACCCAAAACAUUGCUGGAGCUGCUGGAGAGACUCAAUCUAGAGGAAUACGCCUCUGCCCUGCUGCUCAAUGGCUACCAGACGGUGGAGGACCUCACCCACCUGCAGGAGAAACAUCUCAUCGAGCUCAACGUCAAAGACCCCGAGCACAGACGCAAGCUGCUUGCUGCCUCCCAGUGUCACUAUUCAGAUGGUGAUGAAGUAAGAGAUGUGGACGAAAGCAAAUCAUUGGGCGGUCCACAGGAGGAAGACAGCGACUGUCCAAGGGAUUCAGGCUGCUUCAUCCCGUCCGAGUGCUCGGACAGCAAGGAUGACACAGAGCAGCCUGCAGACACCGUGGCUUCCUAACCUUAUUCUCAUUUUGACAUAUGGCAGAAAAAGAAAAAAAAAAAAGAUGUAGGCCCUUCUGGAUGUUUGCAAACGACUCGUACGCACUCACAUCAUGACGCAUAGUCUCUUUUGACUUGGGAUGAUAUCCUGAACAGCAAUACAUCACAUUGUCAAUGAUAAUCAACAUUUAUUUCUGAUUUCUAUGGGGGCUAUUUGUGUGACAUUUUCUUUAAAAUCCCCACAUUUUUGUGUUUAUUUUAUUCCGAGUCAUUCAGCAUUUGUAUUUCUUUAUUCAUUGUCUCAUACGAAACUCUCUUUACACCCUUUCACCAUGUUUUCACCUUUAUUUUGAAUGGCCAGAGUGUUAGUAAGCGGAAUAUUAUGUCUGUAUGAGAACUGGAUAAUGUUUAAAUUCCAAAGUUGCCUUGUACUCUAUAUACAUACUUUAUACUGUGCUGUGAGUUAAAUGUAUUUGUGUGAAUGGCAGGGAGAGAAAAUAAUAUAUUAAUGUGAAUAUUUCUGUAAAUAACUUAAUAAACACUGCCAACUAUCUUA